AUGGGAGGAUGUCUCUUCAGAGAAAAAGAAUAUGAAGAAUUAAAUACUCAACCUCUGUAAACCUAAUACACAGAUGAAUUGAUUGUGGAUGAACUUGAGGACAUUAGGGAUGUUGGCAAAAUUAAAAAUAGUGAGAUCUUGUAAAUUACUUUGCUAAAUCAAAAAUGUCUUGUACUCAGAAAACAUCAUGAAAAAAACAUCAAUCUAAGAGUAAUCGAAAUUGUGGGCAAUAGAAAUAUGAUGUAUUUAGAAAUUCACAAAUAAUUAUAGUAUGCUUUCAUGUAAUUAAGGCAAUGCCAAAAUUUUUUUAUUGGAGCUGUCACCAUGAAAGAUAAAUGCUAUAUGGUUUUGAGAAUCAUGCAGGGAUUAGCAGCUCAAGUUUCGGGUUAGGAGAUUCAAUGUUUGGGCAUUUCUGAAAAUUUGUCAGAAAUCAUCAAAAAACGAUUUGAUGACAAGUUCUUAUGCGUCGGAGUCAUCUACAUAGAAGACAUGGUCAUCUUAGUAUUUAGACAGAUAUUUCUCAAAAUCAAAUGUCCUGUUCUCUAGAAGUACACUUCCCCAAGCAAUAACACCCUAUGCAUAAUUUAAUAUGAAGGGUAAAUCUAUGAAUUGAUAAAAAUAAUAUGA
This is a messenger RNA of Paramecium tetraurelia, 627 nucleotides long. RefSeq lists its product as uncharacterized. Lineage: Eukaryota; Ciliophora; Oligohymenophorea; Peniculida; Parameciidae. The record is from RefSeq and is a predicted model, not a curated record. The transcript has 2 exons.